Molecule: messenger RNA, 1524 nt
Organism: Poeciliopsis prolifica (blackstripe livebearer)
Lineage: Eukaryota; Metazoa; Chordata; Actinopteri; Cyprinodontiformes; Poeciliidae
Exons: 5
Coding region: 38-1288 (416 amino acids)
Source: RefSeq, a predicted model, not a curated record
UCUCAGCUGUUUCCUGCGUGUUUGUUCCACGCUAGAAAUGGGAGCCAGAGAAUGUUGCGUGAAUAACUGUGGGAGCAGCUCCCACGACCACCGGGGCAGGAUGCCCGUGAACGGCCUGAGCUUCCACUGCUUCCCUGCGUGGAGAACGAAGGAAGGCGACUUUAUAUCGCAGCUAACGAGGCGGCGGAGAGAGGCGUGGGUGACCGCCGUGGGCCGCAGAGAAAUCACCUUCGACCACAUCCCGUCCUCCAUGAGAGUCUGCUCCAGACACUUUGUCUCAGGAAAACCAGCGUAUGAGAUGCUGGACAAAGAUCCAGACUGGGUGCCGUCGCUACACCUGGGUCACGAUGGCGUUGAUGAAUGUGGAGAAAAGUCCUGGAGUAAAAGAAGAAGGUUGUUUUCUGUUGAGGAACCAGGAGAAGUGCGUCCAGGAGCAGAUGGUGCUGCUGAAGCCAGGAAGCCUCCUUCGCCUGCUUGGAAAGAAGUGAAAUCUGCUCUGCAGUCUCUUCUGGACGGUAAAACCGUCAUCAGGCAGCAGCAGGGAGACGAUGAGCAGAACCAAGGCGCUGAGACGAAGACCGACUCCGGCUUCCAGGACUUCUUCAGGAACGCUCUUCAGUCGUCUCUGGAGGCCUCCAUCCAGGCCAGAGCUCGCUCUAAGAGUCGGCCGCCGUCCACAGAGUACGAAGUGGAGCUGAACGUGGCGCUUCCAUCUUCUGCAGAAGAACCGGCCGCCCCUCUUCUUGUGCCGUCCUGUUCUGCAUCGUCGUGUGCGAACUGCUCCGUGAUGCUGCAGAGGAUUCGAGAGCUGGAGCAGAAGCUGUUUGAAGUCGUCAGCAAACAUAAGAGCAAAGUGCUGAACAGACCCUCUGGGGUUUGGGGGGAGUCAACGGCUCACAUUGGACCAGUUCAAGGUGAACCGGACUGUGAAGCCGCUCCUUCCACCUUCCGUCCUCCCCAACCUCCCCGACCUCUUCAACACCGCCGCCGCCAGUGCUUCAGGAAGGAGUGGCUCAAGCUCUUCCCGUUCCUCCGGUACUCUCCGAGCCUCAACGUCAUGUGGUGCUACGUGUGCCGCAUUCACGCCGACUCGUUCAGCCAGAACCACCGUCUGAUCAAAGGCUCCAAUCAUUUCACCAAGUCCAACAUCAAGAAGCACACUAACACCGUGUACCACCAGCAGAACGUGCAGCGCUUCCUGUGGAGCAGCCGCCCACUGUCCGAGGAUCCAACGGAUCCAACGAAUCCAACGGAUCCAACGGAUCCGCCCGCUGAGCCACAAUCAUAACAAAUACUUUCUGAUCUUUCCGGUGACUCUGCAACUUCUGAAAGAGUGAAACUGGAGCUGGGUGGUUUUUAAGGGUUUUUAAGGGUUUUAGAAAACAUGUUUGUGUUUUUUCACCAACACACUCCUUUGUUUACAUAUUCAAGAUGGCGCCAUCUUGCUUGAGGAGCGUGUUCUACAGCUCUGUAUUUAUUAGAGCGUUUUUUAAGUGCAUUAAAGAAAAACAUUAAUGAAAUUGA